Messenger RNA from Arabidopsis lyrata subsp. lyrata, 1765 nucleotides. RefSeq names its product glutamate dehydrogenase 2. NCBI's taxonomy places the organism in Eukaryota, Viridiplantae, Streptophyta, Magnoliopsida, Brassicales, Brassicaceae. Gene Ontology annotation, biological process: L-glutamate catabolic process. The record is from RefSeq and is a predicted model, not a curated record. Bases 364 to 1599 code for a protein of 411 amino acids. Gene Ontology annotation, cellular component: mitochondrion. Gene Ontology annotation, molecular function: L-glutamate dehydrogenase (NAD+) activity. The transcript has 7 exons.
AGAAAGAAAAAAAAAAAGAUUAGACAAAUCCAAAUAGAUAAUAAGGGGCAAAAGAGUCAUUUCAGGAGAUAAUUAGUCUCCGUCUGACGUAGGAUACGUCAAAAAUAUCCAAUCUCAUUCAAAUUACGCUUUCUCAUCUUUCCCCUACAAAUACUCAUUUCUUUCUUCUUCUUCUUCUUCAUUCAUCACAACAAACCAAAAACUCCAAGUUUUUACCUUUUUCCCAUUUCAAUCGGUUAAUUUCUCCGAUCACGAGAUACAAAUUUCAGUUUUCUGAAAUCUUGGAUCUUCCGAUCACUUUGGAUUUUUGGUUUGUUGAUUUUUGUUUCCCUUUGAAGUUCGAAUUUUUUUUUUAGUGAAACAAUGAAUGCUUUAGCUGCAACGAACAGAAACUUCCGUCAUGCAUCGCGAAUUCUGGGUUUGGAUUCGAAGAUCGAGAGAAGUCUUAUGAUCCCAUUUAGAGAAAUCAAGGUUGAGUGUACGAUACCUAAAGAUGAUGGAACUCUGGUUUCGUACAUCGGAUUUAGGGUUCAACAUGACAAUGCUCGUGGACCCAUGAAAGGUGGAAUUAGAUAUCAUCCCGAGGUUGAUCCCGAUGAAGUGAACGCACUAGCUCAGCUGAUGACUUGGAAAACGGCUGUAGCAGACAUUCCAUACGGUGGAGCUAAAGGUGGAAUUGGGUGUAGUCCUCGUGACUUGAGUUUGAGCGAGCUUGAGAGGUUGACUCGUGUCUUCACGCAGAAGAUUCAUGAUCUUAUUGGCAUUCACACCGAUGUGCCUGCUCCUGACAUGGGCACUAACGCUCAAACCAUGGCUUGGAUUCUUGAUGAGUACUCCAAGUUUCAUGGUCAUUCCCCUGCUGUUGUCACUGGAAAGCCCAUUGAUCUUGGUGGUUCAUUAGGUAGGGAAGCUGCCACAGGACGUGGUGUAGUCUUUGCCACCGAAGCUCUUCUUGCUGAGUACGGGAAAUCGAUUCAGGGUUUGACAUUUGUUAUUCAGGGUUUUGGGAAUGUUGGAACAUGGGCUGCGAAGCUGAUCCAUGAGAAAGGUGGAAAAGUGGUUGCAGUAAGCGAUAUUACUGGUGCAAUCAGGAACCCUGAAGGUAUCGACAUCAAUGCUCUCAUAAAGCACAAAGACGCAACUGGAAGUCUCAAUGAUUUCAAUGGUGGAGACGCUAUGAAUUCAGACGAACUGCUCAUUCAUGAGUGCGAUGUUCUCAUUCCCUGCGCUCUUGGCGGUGUCCUGAACAAGGAAAAUGCUGGAGAUGUGAAGGCAAAGUUUAUAGUAGAGGCAGCUAACCAUCCAACUGAUCCAGAUGCUGAUGAGAUUCUGUCGAAGAAAGGAGUGAUUAUACUUCCAGAUAUAUACGCAAACGCAGGAGGAGUGACUGUGAGUUACUUCGAGUGGGUGCAGAACAUUCAAGGGUUCAUGUGGGAAGAGGAAAAAGUGAACUUGGAGCUGCAAAAGUACAUGACUCGAGCCUUUCACAACAUCAAGACAAUGUGCCAUACCCAUUCCUGCAACCUCCGUAUGGGAGCUUUCACUCUUGGAGUUAACCGAGUCGCUCGAGCCACCCAGUUGCGUGGUUGGGAAGCUUAAUUCAGCUGAAUCCCCCCCUUAUACUCUGUUUCUUACUCUGUUUACCGUUUUUUUGUUUUGUUUCAUUUUUACUGAAAAUCAUUGAGCUUCCGAAAUGGAAAAGGAAACAAAUGGAUUGAAUAAACUAACAAAUUGGAAUAAAAUAUGAUUGGAUUUUCUCUUUUCC